This is a messenger RNA of Manihot esculenta (cassava), 1974 nucleotides long. Its product is annotated as low affinity inorganic phosphate transporter 8. Gene Ontology annotation, molecular function: phosphate transmembrane transporter activity. Gene Ontology annotation, biological process: phosphate ion transport; transmembrane transport. The transcript has a single exon. Bases 86 to 1723 code for a protein of 545 amino acids. Lineage: Eukaryota; Viridiplantae; Streptophyta; Magnoliopsida; Malpighiales; Euphorbiaceae. Gene Ontology annotation, cellular component: membrane. The record is from RefSeq and is a predicted model, not a curated record.
UCCCUCUAUAUUAUGGAUACCUUCAUUUGCAUUCCCAGCACAUCCCCAUUUCUCAAAUCAUCUGCUGCGAAAAGGUUGCUCAGCUAUGGCGGACGGGACCAAAGCCAUCUUCUCUGCCCUUGACAAUGCUAAGACCCAACUGUACCAUUUCAAGGCGAUAGUUAUUGCCGGUAUGGGAUUCUUCACUGAUGCUUAUGAUCUCUUCUGCAUCACUGCUGUCACCAAGCUCCUAGGCCGCCUAUACUACUAUGACCCUACCCUGGCUAAAGCUGCCCCUGGUAAGCUCCCGGACAAAGUCAACAAUGCUAUAACAGGAGUUGCUUUAUGUGGAACCUUAUUAGGACAACUAUUCUUUGGGUGGCUGGGAGAUAAGCUCGGUAGGAAGAAAGUUUAUGGGAUAACUCUAGUUACAAUGGUGGGCUGUGCUUUGGCUUCUGGCUUUUCCUUUGGUUCCACAGCUGAUGGUGUGGUAGCUACUCUCUGUUUCUUCCGCUUUUGGCUUGGUUUUGGCAUUGGAGGGGACUAUCCACUCUCUGCCGUAAUCAUGUCUGAAUAUGCCAAUCAGAAAACCCGAGGAGCCUUCAUCGCCGCUGUCUUCGCAAUGCAAGGAAUGGGAAUACUGUUUGCAGGAGCCGUAGCCACAAUCAUAUCCAAGAUAUUCAAGGAUACUUUCAAAGCUCCUCCAUUUAGUGAAAACCACAUACUAUCAACUCAGCCUGAAGCUGAUUUUGUUUGGCGGAUUGUGCUCAUGAUAGGUGCAAUCCCUGCAGCUUUAACCUUUUACUGGAGAAUGAAAAUGCCUGAAACUGCUCGGUACACUGCCUUGGUUGAGGGAAACCACAAGAAGGCUGCUGCAGAUAUGGCGACAGUGCUUGAAAGCGACAUUUAUAUCGAAGAAACAGGCUCCAAGCCUCCUGCUAAUCCCAAAAGCACUUCAUAUGGUCUCUUCUCUUCUGAGUUCCUUGCGAGGCAUGGGAUUCACCUUCUAGGUACAACUAGCACCUGGUUCUUAUUAGAUAUUGCCUUCUACAGUCUCCAGUUAACCCAGAAAGAUAUCUACCCUGCAAGUGGACUGGUAUAUAAGGCCCCAGUAAUGAAUGCAUUGGAAGAGAUGUACUAUAUCUCUAGAGCCAUGACCAUAAUAGCACUGGUUGCAACUGUUCCUGGAUACUGGUUCACUGUCUUGCUGAUUGACAAGAUUGGCAGGUACAUAAUCCAACUCGGUGGCUUCCUUCUCAUGUCGAUUUGCAUGGCAAUUCUUGGAUUUCAAUAUGGGAAUGUUAGAGGAGAGAAAUCCAAGUGCGGGGCAAAUUCCAAACAUGAUUACUGCGAUGGCAACCCCAUAUUAUUCGUGGUUCUCUAUGGGCUUACUCUCUUCUUUGCCAACUUUGGACCCAACAGCACAACAUUCAUAGUCCCAGCAGAGCUGUUCCCUGCAAGAUUUCGCUCAACAUGCCAUGGUAUGUCAGCAGCAGCAGGAAAAGCUGGAGCUAUUCUAGGUGCAUUUGUUGUGCAGACCUACACAUUAGGAGGAGAUUCGAAGCAAAUCAAGAAGGCAAUCAUUGCACUGGCUGUGGUAAAUUUGCUUGGGUUUUUCUUCUCUUUCUUGGUGCCGGAAACAAAAGGCAGGUCGCUUGAGGAAAUCUCCGGAGAGGACAGAGAACUAGAUGGAUGUGCAAAUGAGAAUGGCAGAGAACACAAUGCUAGUUCUGAGAUGACUUAAUUCUUAGGUGUGUUGAUUCCUUUUCAACACAAUCACAAACUAUAGGUAUCAAUAUCUAACUAAGAAUAAACUUGUUCCAUUUCUUCUUCUUCUUCACAAAUAUAAAUAAAGGAUGGGCAAAGAGAAAUACUUUUGAUUUUGUCACUGCAAGCACAUAUACAUACUAUACAAAUAAAGUUGGGAUUGCAGUUGACCAAUUUCAGGAUAAAUUUGUGCUAUUUUUUUAUUGGAUUUCAUUUAAGAUUAGCAAA